Mesitornis unicolor (brown roatelo) is the source of this 2572-nucleotide messenger RNA. RefSeq names its product KIAA0408 ortholog. The record is from RefSeq and is a predicted model, not a curated record. Lineage: Eukaryota; Metazoa; Chordata; Aves; Mesitornithiformes; Mesitornithidae. Bases 1 to 2106 code for a protein of 701 amino acids. The transcript is spliced from 5 exons.
AUGGACCUGCGUAAACAACUGGAGAAUACUGAGAGGAACUGGAAUAAAGAGAAGAUGGAGUUGCUGGAGAGAUUUGACAAUGAAAGGAAGGAAUGGGAAUGUCAAUGGAAAGUCAUGCAGAAGAAAAUAGAAGAGCUUUACCAGGAGGUAAAACUUCGAAGGGAGAACAAUAUGAAUGUCCAUGAUAAUAAAGCCAUUCAGAGCAAGAUGCUGCAGCUGUCCAUGCAUUCCCCUACUUCAGAAGAGAGUGGCACAGUGGAGCUGAACUAUCAACACAAUGUGGCAAAUGACAGGAUGGAAAAAGGGAGUUUGUGCAGUAAAACAGGAUAUGAAUGUAAAGAAACCAGAGCCAAGAGCAGAAACAAUACUCUAUUAGUGGACAAUCUGGCCAGUGAGAACCGUGAGGAACCUGAAGACAGUCUCAGCACCAAAAGUUCCAAGAAAAAUACCAAGAAUUAUAUUGGUGAUCUCAAUGUAGCUCUUAAAGAACUUGCCAGAGUCAGUGAAGAAUUAUGCAGCUAUCAAGAGGAAAUUCGAAAGAAGUCCAACCACAGAAGAAUGAAGUCGCUUCCUUUCCUGGGGGAAUCUGAGGAAACACAAAACACAGUUAUUCUGCCUGAGAUGAACCAUGUGUCCAGCAAUGAAUCACAGACUUCAGUUGCUUUUGAAACAGAGGAACAUAAUAAUAGGAAGAAUCUGAUGAGCUCCAAUAAAGCUUUGAAGGACAUGUCUUAUGGUAGUCUUACUGGUGACAGAGGAACAGACUUCAGAUCUUGGCAAAAGAAAGAAGCUCCACCAGUUCCUCCACGGAGCACUUCUCGACACCUAACAAACUCACUUUCUGCAGUUGUACAGCUUUCUGAGGCACCAAUAAGAGAUCCGGGCAUCAAAAGCAAUUGCAAGGCUCGGGACUUUAGGAGUGGAAGGCAACUGAUGAAUCCUUCACCCAUAAACCAGAAUGAAACUGCGGCACCCUGUGCAAGUGAAGGGCAGGCUGUGAAAGGUCCUGUGAUUGUAACUACUGCAAUACCUGUAACCAAAACUGAGUGCAAUGUACCAACAAGUUUCUGCCACAACACAUGGGCAUAUGAUGUAGGCAAACUUGGAAAAGAAAGUAAAAGUGAACCUUCCCCACUGUCAGCCCAAAAGAGUUGUUCAGAUGGAAAUAUGGCUCAAAGCAACAAGACGCAUCAGAAGCAAAAUCCCAAGUCUCACAGCAGUCCUUAUUACAGUAAUGACUUUUAUGCCUCUGCUGCUCUGCACAAUGAUCUUUUAGGAGACUCCAGGUAUACUUUGGGAAAGACCCAAAGAAAUGAAACUUUAGCAGCAAAGAUCGAUGAGUUUAACCGGACUGUAUUUCACACAGAUAAAUGUAACAAUGCUUUGCAGGAAAACCAGGUGUCUCGAACAGCAUCAGAAGAUCUCAAACCCUGUGGCCUACUGUGUGACUCUGCUAUUAGCAGGACAGAAACUGUAAAUACGUCUUGUGUUUCAAAUCCCAAAUUCUCUGCAGCGAAGGAGCAAGAAACUAGCAAUCCCAGCAAAGCUGUCAGAAUGGCAGGGCAACAAAAGCAAAUAAAUGGACCUCCAAAUACUAGUGGUUAUAGGCACAUGCUUCAUGAGCAUGACUGGAGACCAAGUAAUUUAUCCGGUCGCCCGCGUUCAGCUGACUCAAGGUCAAACUAUGGUGUUGUUGAAAAGCUUUUGCAAAACUAUGAAAAAUCAACAGUGACUUCUCCGUGUAAUGUGAAAUGCUGCAAAGAUAAGUGGACAUGGGCAAAUUCUGAAUUCACCGAUGUGGGUUGUGAGACAUUGAGUCAGUAUUUAGAAAUGCUCCAGAUUGAGCAAGAAAAGCAAGAAUUUCCGAGGAAUUCAGCCAGGCAUAUUGGGCAGCAACUCAAGCAAGGAAAAGAGAGACAGAAGUUACCAGAGAUAUCUGUGCCAGCUAAAUGUUCAAGUGGGAAGAGUUUCUCCCGGCCUGCUCGGCCAGCAAAUCGACGCUUACCUUCCAGAUGGGCAUCCAGAUCACCGUCAGCACCACCUGCUGUGAGAAGAACGGCAUACAACUGCUCUGUCUCCUUUCGGUCAGAGACCUCAGUAGUCUGAACCCAGAGCUGGGUUGGAUGGUGUUGUGAAAGCUCUCAUAUGCCUCAUUAUAACUGUGUUGGGUAUGUGUUAUAGCAACCAGUUCUACACUGUUGUAUCUUGUCCAAGAGUGACCCCCACCACAUGCCAGACAAAGAGUUUUGAAUCUUAGGUCAUCACCAUGGUCUUCAGUGUUUUUAUUGAGAUGAAAUAACUAUACCCCUGGUUUUCUCUGUUUUUUUUGGUAAUAGCUCACAAGGAAUUUCUUUUGAAUGGCAUCUUCCUUAAUUUGCCAAUCAAUUUUGAGUUGAAAUGAUGUAUAGUGCUGUAUAUUCUGACUCUUCUGCAAACAGCAGAACGUAAAGCUGUAUGCAUGAUCAUGUGUUCGUAGGUGCAUGUGUUGGACUAGGAAGUAUACAGGCCUGUAUUUAGAAGAGACAAACUGUGCUAGUGUUGACAUUGAAAUUACAACCUGUAUGUCUACGUA